Molecule: messenger RNA, 4405 nt
Organism: Pseudopipra pipra
Lineage: Eukaryota; Metazoa; Chordata; Aves; Passeriformes; Pipridae
Product: organic solute transporter subunit alpha-like
Exons: 8
Coding region: 43-1464 (473 amino acids)
Biological process (GO): transport
Cellular component (GO): membrane
Molecular function (GO): transporter activity
Source: RefSeq, a predicted model, not a curated record
CUGACACCCUGGGGCUGUGAGGAUGGGGCCGGGGAGGGCUGGAUGGAUCCCGUAAGCACCUCCACCGAAGCCGGGCAAGGACGCUGGAACAGCCGGGACGCGUCCCCUCGAGGCGGAGCGGGGUGGGCGCGUUGUCCCGCUCCGGGCACUGCCCGCCCCGCCGGGCGCCAGGAGGCAGCGCGGGGCCGCUCCCUGCGCCGCCCGCCCCGGCCCGGGAUAAUCAUUAACCAGCCCUGGGGACCCGGGCCGAGCAUCGCCGCGCCCGCACUCUCCGGGGACCGGCACCGACCACGGGCACACACCGACCCCUCCGCCCGUCCCCAGCCCCCGGCACCGCCCACGGCCGCCAUGGACGGCGAGGCGAACGGGACCCUCCACCCGUCCUGCAGCGCCAGCGAGCCGCCCUACUCCGAGGAGCUUCUCCGGAGCCUCGACCUACCAGGGAGAUUUCUCUUUGCAACCUUGACUCUGAUGACACUAAUUGCCAUUCUGGUAUUUAUAGAGGAAGCAGUCUACAUCUACAGGAAAAUCCCCUCCUCCAAAAGAUCAAUCAUAAUUUGGAUUAAUGCUGCAGCUCCCGUGAUCUCUACUACUUCAUGCAUUGGCAUGUGGAUUCCUCGCUCAACAAUGUUUACAGAUUUCACAGCAGGAAUAUUUUUUGCCAUAGUUAUCCACAAGUUCCUGAUGAUGAUGAUCAAAGAGUGCGGAGGUCAAAAGCUGCUACUCAGGCGGUUUGAAAAGAGUCACUUCACGAUCAGCACCGGCCCCUGCUGCUGCUGCUGCCUUUGCCUCCCUCGUGUGCCCAUCACUAGGCAAACCCUCUUUUGGCUGAAGGUGGGCACCUUUCAGUUUGCUGUCUUUCGACCUGUGCUCGUAUUUUUAUCAAUAGUGCUUUGGAGUAAUGGCAAUUACCUCCUUGACAAUUUAUCUCCCAAAGAACCCGCGCUAUGGAUUAACAUCUUCAUGGGUGUCCUUACCCUUACUGCUCUGUGGGCAGUUGGAAUCGUGUUUCGAAAAGUUAGGACUCUCCUUACCUGUAAGAACAUUAUCCCAAAGUUUGCCCUUUAUCAGUUUAUUGUUGUUCUGAACCACCUGCAGACUGUUAUUAUCCGCAUGUUGGCCACACAAAGAAUCAUUCCCUGUGCUCCACCACUCUCCUCUACAGCAAGAGCAUCAUAUAUAGCCCAGCAGCUUCUCAUCAUGGAAAUGUUUCUGAUAACUGUAAUCUCAAGAGUCAUAUAUCGGAGAAAAUACCAUGACCUGGAGCCCCUGGAGUACACAGAUGAAGAAGCUAGGGACAAGAAGCAGACUUCUAAGAUUAUCCUGAAUGGUGCAGUUGUUGAAGAUGGAUUGCCAAAAUUCUGCAAUAAGCCCUCCUGUUCUGCAGUAGCUGGAAGCUCAGCUCAGGAAUCUGUAUAUUCUUGCACCACAAAUAGCCACUGUCCAUGUCAGAACAACUUCUGACACAAAUGUCUGUGAGCUGUAGAACUGCAAGGACCAGUAGUGGAAAGAUAACCCUGUUCAUUCUCCAGAGAUGCAAACGUGGUGUGAGUGUUUUCAUACCAUGUAAUUUAGUAAGAUUUUAUACCAUGUACUUUUAUGCUGUUACUGAGCACUUGAGGGUGCCAAACUGUCAAUGUGAUUUUUUUUAUUUUUAUUUUUUAGCUAUUAGAAUGGAUAUGAGUUAAUCCAGAGACAUUCUUGUUCAUCUUUUUUAUCUUUUUAAAAUCUAAUUUUACCCUGCAUUGCUGUCAUAUGUCCAAAGCAGCAUUUUCUCAUCCUUCCUCCAUUACAAAGAUCAUUUCCCACUCCAUGCCAUGAGCUCACUAUAGCUAAUUCUGAUCAGUAAAUACAGUUGCAUAUGUUUGAUCUGAAAUCCCCAAACCUGUGUGGGCUCUCCAUCUACAGAAAUCAUGAUCUUUUUAGGGCAAGACUUUUUACAUUCCUUGGCAAUGCAGCUCCUAAGUUGGUAAACACACAAUUACUGUUUGUAAAUAUGUUACUGACAGAUGCUCUUCCUGAUGAUGAACCUGGGAUGGCAGGUUCUCUGUCACUGUCCUGGAAAAAGAAAAUAGGAGUUAGAGUCUGGGAUGUCUUCUGCCACUGGUCUGUAAUGUUACAUGGGGCUUUGGUUCUCUGCUUGGAAAGUGGGAGAGAUAUUUAAGAUCUUUGUACUAACAGUGUCUGUGGGGAUGAGAGCAAUUGAAAGGAGUGUUGGGGGUGCUGUUUGACAGCUGUCUGAAUGUGAGCCAGCAGUGUGCCCAGGUGGCCAAGAAGUCCAAUGGCAUCCUGGCUUUUAUCAGAAAAAGUAUAGCCAGCAGGACCAGGGAAGUGACUGUUCCUCUGUACUCAGCACUGGUGAGGCCACACCUCGAAUCCUGUCUUCAGAUUUGGGCCCCUCACUACAAGAAGGACACUGAGGUGCAGGAGUGUGUCCAGAGAAGGGCAACGGAGCUGGUGAAGUGUCUGGAGCACAAGUCUGGUGAGGAUCAGCUGAGGGAGCUGGGGGUGUUUAACUUGGAGAAAAGGAGGCUCAGGGGAGACCUUAUUGCUCUCUACAACCACCUGAAAGGAGGUUGUAACAAAGUGGGGGUUGAUCUCUUCUCCCAGGUAACAAGGAUGAGAGGAAAUGGCCUCAAGUUUUUUCAGGGGAGGUUUAGAUUGGGUAUUAGGAAAAAUUUAUUCACUAAAAUGAUUGACAAGCACAGGAACAGGCUGCACAGGGAAGUGGAGUCACCAUCCCAGGAGGUAUUUAAAAGGCAUAUAUGUGGCAUUUGGGGACAUGGUUUAGUGGUGGACUUGGCAAUGCUGGGUUAACUGUUAGACUUGAUGAUCUUAAAGAUCUUGAUCAACCGAAAUGAUUUCAUAAUUCUGUGGAAUCUCCUCCCAAAAACGCUCACCUCCCCAGCUUCUUCACCCCAAAUCUGACCUGCUCAGGCAUUCAGGAGGACUUAAAGUGUUACAGGAUCUUUCCAAUUUGCAACCAUUUCUGUGUUUGGUAUAAACCUUUUUUAACUUUUUGCAAAUGAUCCUGAUGUUCUUGGAUGAAGCUAAUUGCAUUGGUUUAGCUCACUAUAAUUAAUAAGAGGAUACUGUGUUUACUAUGCAUUUGGAUAUUCUGUUGGUUGGGACAGGAGGUGCAGCACCACAUACGAGCACUUGUUCAUCCUCAUGCAGUCUCAUCCCUAGAGGGAAGUACCCAAUCCAUGCAGUAAGAUUCCUGAUUCCAUAAGUAGGCUGGGCAAAUGUAAAAUAAUUUAAUGACAUCUUCUACAUAUAUUGUAUCAAAUACAACUUAUCAUCAGAGCAAAGCUAAGCAGAUAGAAAUAUAGUAUACUUUGGGUUCGAAGGGAUCUUAGAAGGUGAUCUAGGCCUAGAUGCCCCCUGCAGUGAGCAGGGACAUCUUCAACUAGAUCAGGUUGCUCAGAGCUCCAUUCAACCUGACCUUGAAUGUUUCCAGGGAUGGGGCAUCUACCACCUCUCUGGACCACCUGUUCUGGUGUUUUACCACUCUCAUUGUAAAAAAUUUCUUACUUAUAUCCAUCCUAAACCUACCCUCUUGUAGUUUAAAACCAUUUCCCCCUUGUCCUAUUGCAACAGGACCUGCUAAUCUUUCUCGUAGUUCCCUUUAGGUACUGGAAGGCCACAAUAAGAUCUGCCCAAAGCCACCUUGUCUCCAGGCUGAACAGUCCCAUCUCCCUCAGCCUGUCUUCACAGGGUGAGGGGCUACAGCCCUUUGAUAAUUUCUGUGGCCCUCCUCUGGACCCACUCCAACAGAUAAUGGGGCUUUAUUUUUAGCUUGCAUUGAAUUAAAAAAAUGGCUUUCAGUUUGGGGAGUGGUGGGAAAUGAAAUAUUCUGAAAACAACUAGUGAGCCAUCUGGCAGUAGAAAGUGGGGCUGAAUUAAACAAAAUGUUUUCUUCUUUCUGAGAUCAGAAAUAAUAUUUUCUUUAACAAUUGAAGGGUUCCAUUAUAGUAGAAAACUUGCAUUAUUUUUGUUUGGAAGUGGUUAAGUAAUUUUUAUAUUUAAUCUCUUCUUCUAAGCAGGCAGUCUGGGAAAUUAAUACAGAUUUUUGAACUGCAUUAAUAUGAGAGUAUCUGCACACUUUUCCCUUGAAAUAUGAUUUAUGUGAAAAAUUUCACUCUGCAUUUGAGUGUGUGCAUUCAAAUUAACUGAGAUCAGCUAACGUGUUCUAGACAUGAGAAAUCUUCUUAAUGUAUUUUAACAUUAUGGCUAUUGGAAUAUUCUAAUGUUGCCUUAUAUCAGUGUUGCCUUAUAUCAGUGGGCUGCAGUUACAUACAUAGGCUUGCAGAGCAAUACUGAAUUUGAUAGUGACAUUGGGAAUGGUUGGCUGUUAGUUCAAUCAGCUUCAAAAUUGGAAAAUAAAAUAUUUUGACUUGGUGAA